AUGGACACCAAGCCGCUCUCUAAGGAUUCUAUGAAAUCCACAUGGCGAACAGCAGAUCGCUCGGAGUGGACUCACCAUCACUGGUCUCUGGAGUUACUUAACGUGCAUCCGAUCGACCUAAACAAGGAUGUCCCAGUACACUCUAAAGACGAAAAGAUUCCUUAUAUGCCCCAAUGGUCUCUUCAGCGCUGGGUGCUCUUCUAUUCAGCGGUUCCUCUUCUCCUCCAUCAAACCUACAUGGUCUUCACCGGCCGUACACUCGGUCCAAUCGCCGCUUUCAACCUCUACUUUUUCGCCUUCAACGCCACCGUCAUCCACCAAGUCCAUGUCCUCCGCCGAUUGGGCCAUAAAUACGGCUUCCUUGACGGGGACAAGCAUGAGCGCGAUGGAAUCCCGGAUGUAGGGGUUGCCAAAGUGGUAGCCUCAUUAUACAAAACAACCGGUUCUCGCCUGGUCAUGGCAACCUACUUGACCUACAACCGCGACCAGCUACCCAGUCAGCUAAGCUGGGCUUGGCUGCCUCUCGAAAUCGGCCUGUACGGUAUCGUCCUCGACUUCUGGUUUUACUGGUACCAUCGACUCAUGCAUGACGUGGGGUUCCUUUGGAAGUUCCACCGCACACACCACCUUACGAAGCACCCCAAUCCUCUGCUUGCUGCCUAUGCCGAUCAUGAGCAAGAGUUCUUCGACAUGGUCGGCGUCCCUGCGAUGACAUAUUUCAGUCUCAGGCUGACGGGUCUUCCGAUGGGCUUCUAUGAGUGGUGGGUGUGCCACCAGUAUGUUGCCUUUGCGGAGGUUUUCGGGCACAGCGGUCUGCGGAUGCAUCUCACCGUCCCAUCCACCUUGAGUUGGUUGUUGCAGAUGUUUAACUGUGAGAUUGUGAUCGAAGAUCAUGACCUGCAUCAUCGCAAGGGGUGGAGGAAGAGCCACAAUUAUGGCAAGCAGACGCGUCUCUGGGAUCAGAUCUUUGGGACAUGUACUGAACGUAUUGAGUCGACGGAGGCGAACGUCGAUUAUGAGAACCCGGCUACGAUGCCUCUUUUCUAG
Molecule: messenger RNA, 1047 nt
Organism: Penicillium chermesinum
Lineage: Eukaryota; Fungi; Ascomycota; Eurotiomycetes; Eurotiales; Aspergillaceae
Product: sterol desaturase family protein
Exons: 1
Coding region: 1-1047 (348 amino acids)
Biological process (GO): ergosterol biosynthetic process
Molecular function (GO): C-4 methylsterol oxidase activity; iron ion binding
Source: RefSeq, a predicted model, not a curated record